AAAGCUUCAUUCUUACGAAGCGCGCAACGCAGCUCAACUGAUGGGUUGAAUUGCGAAGUAAACUUUGACACUGGAUUAACUUGUAUGGUGGAGUAUCGAUUCUAAAUUUAGAGCUGUGCUAUUCCACAUUUUGUCCGAUUUUGUCAGUCACGCUGAAGUUUAAUUUGAACGUUUCUAUCAGUUUCUUAACCUGAGACAAGUGCCCAUUACGCACCGUUUGCGCCAUGGCGAACUCUUGUCUUCAACUGAGCGGCUUUCUCAUCAGCUGCCUCGGCUGGCUGGGCAUCAUAAUCGCGACAUCUACCAAUGACUGGGUGAAUAUGUGUAAAUACGGCCUGAACACCUGCAAGAAGAUGGAUGAGCUGGAAGCCAGGGGACCCUGGGCGGACUGUGUCAUCUCCACGGGACUCUACCACUGCGUCUCCCUGACGCAGAUCCUGGAUCUGCCAGCCUACAUCCAGACCACUCGUGCCCUGAUGAUCACAGGUUCAAUACUGGGUCUCCCAGCAGUGGGAAUCCUCUUCAUGUCCAUGCCCUGCAUCAGCCUUGGCAAUGAACCCCAGAGCUCCAAAAGCAAACGCACCAUCCUGGGAGGAGUGCUUAUACUCAUAGUCGCACUGUGUGGUAUGGUGUCUACGGUCUGGUUUCCCAUUGGUGCUCACCAGCAACAUGGCCUCAUGUCGUUUGGUUUCUCCCUCUACACUGGAUGGGUGGGCACCAUCUUCUCCCUGUUGGGUGGCUCGAUUCUUACUUGUUGCUCCUCAGAGUCCUCCUCAUCUCGCUCCUACCAGGACAACAAUCGUUUCUACUACUCCAAACAAGGAGGUGGCAACCCGCCAGCAGCCCCCUCCACCAAUCACGCCAAGAGCGCCCACGUCUGAGAUGGGAGAGAAUCUGACUCCCAGCUGGAUGCAUGGGGGACUGUAGCUUGUAUAUAGAGACAUAUACACAAGCACACACACACACACACACACACACGCCAACACACAUGUAUACAUUCAACCAGCUACAUGCAAGCCUAUACUGGAAGAGAAAGACACAUAAAUUCAAUCAUUCAUGUUGGUUUGUCAAGAAAAACCACAAGUUCUUGAAUGAGCACACAAACAUACAUAAAAGAGACAUUCACACGUGCAAACACACAAGGACUGUUUCUGUUGGAGCUCUUUUCUCUUUGCAGAUGGAUUGUUUUUGUAUGUUGGGCGUGGUGUGGACUCUCCUCACCGUUACAUAAUCGCACAAGCUGCCUACACAGGCCCAACCACUCAAGGCCUUGUGGAAUGAGAUAUUGAUCCUCCACAUUACUUGUAUUUUUCUAUUUAGAUGCUCCUAGAGGUGAAAUCUUGGGAGUGUCUUUAUUUGAUUUUUUUAAACCAUAGUAUCAUGAUCUGUUUUGUUAUUUUGUUUUUGUUUUUAUAAGAACAGGGUAUGGCAGUAUUAUCUACAUCGAUAUUUCUUUGGCAGUAUUAAGAAACUCUCUUGUGAAUUUGCCUCUUAAAUGAUAGACUUGAUUGAAAAAGGUAGCACUGUUUUUCCUAGCCACUGCAGGAUGUCUUGUAAAAUGAAGGGAACAUAAAUUUCACAAAAGAACUUUAACUAGCAGUGUUACUGUCUGUAUUACGGUCUGUGCACGGACUUGGCAAAAAAAGUUUACUACAGAUUACGAAACAUUAAUUUUUCAUCCAUCACCGUCUCAUCCGACAGUCAUUAUUCAUUAUCCAAAGUUAUCUUACGCACCUUUAUGUGACUAACUUGCUUCUGUUUUAAAUAUGAAUGAGUGACAAAAAAAGCAGCUUAAACAUCUUUAAACCUCCUCACAUAAAAUAACUCUUUGAAAAGACUGCAGCUGUAGGUAUGUUUCAUUAGUCUGCAUUAAAAAAAAAUAUAAAUAAAAUAAAAAUCAGUUUUCUGUAGAUUAGCUUCUCUGGAGGGAAUGUGAUGACUUGACUUGUGAUGAAUACUCAGUAUCUCUAAAGUGCUCUGAACACAGGUGGAACCUGAUAUUUCCAAAUCAGCUCUGUACAAAAGCAGUAUUGGCUAUUUUAUAUUGGUUAUUUAUUGUUUCACUGAUGUACUGUUGUUCAAUUUUCUAUAAUAAAGACAAAAGAAUUUAAA
Molecule: messenger RNA, 2112 nt
Organism: Scatophagus argus
Lineage: Eukaryota; Metazoa; Chordata; Actinopteri; Scatophagidae
Gene: cldn11a
Product: claudin 11a
Exons: 3
Coding region: 225-881 (218 amino acids)
Biological process (GO): cell adhesion; bicellular tight junction assembly
Cellular component (GO): bicellular tight junction; plasma membrane
Molecular function (GO): structural molecule activity
Source: RefSeq, a predicted model, not a curated record